GGACCUGGCRGCGAGGAACUGCCUGGUUGCAGAGCACAACGUGGUGAAGAUAAGUGACUUUGGGAUGUCCCGGGAGCGAGACGACGGGAUCUACUCUGCAGAGGGUAGUCUCAGGCAGAUCCCAGUCAAAUGGACCGCUCCAGAAGCCCUGAACUAUGGUCGUUAUACCACGCAGAGUGACGUGUGGAGCUUUGGGGUCUUACUGUGGGAGACCUUUUCCAUGGGAAYGACACCGUACACAAGCAUGAACAACCAGCAGACUCGGGACGAGGUGGAGCGAGGAUACCGUAUGCCCGCUCCACACAGCUGCCCCGUGGAGAUCUCCAGGGUCAUGAACCACUGCUGGCAGUACGACCCCCAAAACAGGCCGUCCUUUAAGAAAGUCCGAGCAGAACUCAGUGCCAUAUACAACAAAAUGACAUGAAACCAGAGUUUUAUUUAUUUUUUUAAUUUUUUUGUGAUACAUCUAAUUUUUGUUUGUAUGCUAUUCUAUUUGAUAAGUUAAAUAGCCAUAUGGACACAAAAGAAACACACUUGGAUUAUUAUUUAUUUUAGAGUCUUGUUAAAAAAAAUGAUUUGUGUUAGGAAGCCAGCUGGUGGCAGUAAUUUCUCUCUUUUCAGCAUGUGACCUUUUCACACUUACAGAGCGUCUUGUUGGAGAGAAAACUGCAGAUAUGUAAUGAAGCUGUCAACACUUCACUUUACCCUUUUUCACUUUUGUUUUCCUGAGCUGUAUCCUUGAGGAAAAAGGGCCUACWUUUGUUAAAUCAUUGAGAUUUUAAUGUGUGAAUGCUGUCUUUCAACAUCAUUAAAAUCCUUCAAAAAUAAUUAAACCUUUUACACAUUUUA
Austrofundulus limnaeus is the source of this 849-nucleotide messenger RNA. RefSeq names its product tyrosine-protein kinase Fes/Fps. NCBI's taxonomy places the organism in Eukaryota, Metazoa, Chordata, Actinopteri, Cyprinodontiformes, Rivulidae. The record is from RefSeq and is a predicted model, not a curated record. Gene Ontology annotation, cellular component: signaling receptor complex; plasma membrane. Gene Ontology annotation, biological process: cell surface receptor protein tyrosine kinase signaling pathway; protein phosphorylation; positive regulation of kinase activity. Gene Ontology annotation, molecular function: ATP binding; transmembrane receptor protein tyrosine kinase activity.